AUGGCGUCCGAGAUGGACAAGCUAACUAUGGCUAUGAGUGAGUUAGCUCGUACUCAAACUGAGGCAAGCAACCAUUCAAAGAGGAUAGAGGCACGCCUAGAUGCUAUGGCCGACAUAAUCAACAAGAGACUCAAUCCCAAUAGUGCGUCAUAUAUAGGCAUACAUUCGGGGGAUGAAGGGGAUGAAGGUGAUUCAAGACCACCCAAGAACGCCUAUCCAGAUGAUAAAGGAUUGAAGCUUGAGGAUUACAUUGGUGAAGGCAAGCCUGAGGACUUGUUGGAGUGGAUUCGCCAACUAGAGAAAGUAAGUGAGUAUCGGGGCUUUGAUGAUCGAAAGAAGUUCAAAGUUGCUGCCAUAAGACUCACGAAAUAUGCUGGGAUUUGGCUUGAAGGAUUGCACGCACAAAGAGCCAAGAAAAACAAACCCAAGCUAUGUAGUUGGGAGAAGUUGAAGGGGAAGCUUAAAGAUAAGUUUUUGCCGGAUGAUUAUGAACAAAGGCAGUUCAUAAGGCUUACAUCAAUAAGCCAAGGUAGCCUAAGUGUACAUGAAUACACUAUGGAGUUUGAGAAGCUAGGCCUUAUAUGUAAUAUAGAGGAGAAAGAGAAGCACAAAACAGCAAGGUACAUUAAAGGGUUGAAUAGAAACAUAGCUAAGAGAGUUGAAGUUUCUUCUUACCAUACUUUCGAGGAUGUGACUAAGUUAGCUAUGAAGUUUGAAGAGCAUGACAAGGAAGAGAAACCUAAGGGAACAUACACACCUAGGUAUGACCCUAAUUCAAAAGGAAAAGCUACUACUUCCUACACAAGGUGGUCCGAAAACCCUAAACCUAGCAUUACACCUAAGGAAGACACUACUAUGGAAAAACCUAAAGUGGCCGUGCCUAAGGAGAAGUUUGAGGAAUUGAGAAAAUGCUUCAAGUGUCAAGGAAGAGGACACAUAGCAAGCAGUUGUCCUACCAAGAAAGCCCUUACCAUGAGGCAAUACUUAGACUUGCGAGAAGAAGAAGAGAAGUAUGAGUUCAUCCCUGAAGAGGAGCAAAGCAUGGGAGAAGAUGAUGAAGAAGAGGAUGCUUUUGCAGAAGAUGAUUCAAGGCUUAUUGGAGUGGUUAGGCGCACCUUACAUGUGGAUCACGCACCUAACAUGGCACAAAGGGAGAAUCUUUUCCAUACUAGAUGCAAAGUAGGUGAGUAUACUUGUAAUGUAAUAAUAGAUAGUGGUUCUUGCACUAAUGUUAUUGCAGCUGAAGUGGUGUCUAAACUCAAUCUCAUCACAAGGGCACACCCUACACCCUACAAGUUGAGUUGGUUGGAUGAUAGCACUGGCAUGAGAGUGAAGAAACAAGCACUUAUUUCAUUCUCUAUUGGAAGCUAUAAAGAUGAGCUAUGGGUUAGAUUACAUCCUCUAAACCCUACCCAAGUGGCGCCUAAACAACUACCUAAGACACCAAGUUACUUCCUAAAUGCAAAAGAAUUCGAGCAUGAAGUAGAGGAAGAAGGUUAUGCUUAUGCUUUGGUGGUGAGGCAAGUGACUACAAGUAUCAAGGUAAAUAACAAUGAUCAACUUGAAACUUUGAUGCAUGAAUUCAAGGAUGUUUUUCCGUAG
Beta vulgaris subsp. vulgaris (sugar beet) is the source of this 1602-nucleotide messenger RNA. RefSeq lists its product as uncharacterized. Gene Ontology annotation, molecular function: nucleic acid binding; zinc ion binding. The record is from RefSeq and is a predicted model, not a curated record. The transcript is spliced from 2 exons. NCBI's taxonomy places the organism in Eukaryota, Viridiplantae, Streptophyta, Magnoliopsida, Caryophyllales, Amaranthaceae. Bases 1 to 1602 code for a protein of 533 amino acids.